This is a messenger RNA of Monoraphidium neglectum, 1023 nucleotides long. RefSeq lists its product as hypothetical. The transcript has 2 exons. NCBI's taxonomy places the organism in Eukaryota, Viridiplantae, Chlorophyta, Chlorophyceae, Sphaeropleales, Selenastraceae. Gene Ontology annotation, molecular function: protein binding. The coding region runs from base 1 to 1023 and encodes 340 amino acids. The record is from RefSeq and is a predicted model, not a curated record.
AUGGACGAGCUGCGGUGCGCGCGCGCGCUGCGCCACCACGCCGGCGCGGUCGCGGCGGUCGCGCUGCUGCACGGGGUGCCGAUCUCAGCGGGAGAAGAGGGGGAGAUAUGCCUAUGGGAGGCCGGCGCGGCGGCCGGCGCCGGCGGCGCGCCGAUACUCACGCUCGCGGCCGACGGGCCCGUCGCGGCGCUCGACGCGUCGUCGCCGGGGGGGCACCUGGUCAGCGCCGGCUGGGGCGUGGAGGGCUGGGACAUGGCGGCGGCGCAGCGGCUGUUCUCGCUAGUGCCGCCGGCGGGCGGCGGCGACGAGGACGGGGAUGCGAGCGCCGGCGGCGGCGGCUUGGGGUUCAACUGCGUGGCCAGUGGCGGCAGCCUGGUGGCGGCGGGGCGCGCGGGGCAGGUGGUGCUGUGGGACGUCCGCACCUCGCGCUGCGUCGGCGCCAUCGCCGCCGCUGCCUCUGGCGACGCCGCGGCCGCGGCGGCGGCGACGCACGAACCCUCCAAGCGGAGGAGCGGCAGCAGCGAAGAGGGCGGCGCAUCGCCUGUGGCUGGUGCGGGCAGUGCCGCCAACGCGCUGGCGCCGUGCGUGGGUGUCCAGCUGGAUGAUUGGAAGCUCGUUUCUGGCUGGGGCCCCAGCCGCUCCCUGGCUGUGUACGACCUGCGGAGCCUGUCCGGCGGCGCCCCCCGCGCUGGCUGGGCGCGGCCGGCGCUGGAGCUGCUGGCGCCGGCGCGGGUGACGUGCUUUCGGUUCCACGAGCAGGUGCUCAUCGCGGGCCAGAAGGGAGCAGAGUGCGCCCUGUGGUCGUUUGGGGCGCCAUCCUCCGCCCCGCCCGAGCCCCGCGGCCCGAGCCUCCCGCCGCACCUGGCCGCCGGCCCUGACGGCGGCGGCGGCGCGGACGGCGGCGCGGAGGGCUGGGCCGGCGGCGGCGGGGGCGGGGGCAGGCGGCGGAAGGAUAAGAAAGGCAAGCCGCCUGCUGUGCCAAAGGGCGGGGACCGGCGCUACCCCAAGCGGCGAACACGUUGA